Molecule: messenger RNA, 1869 nt
Organism: Eutrema salsugineum
Lineage: Eukaryota; Viridiplantae; Streptophyta; Magnoliopsida; Brassicales; Brassicaceae
Product: glycoprotein 3-alpha-L-fucosyltransferase A
Cellular component (GO): membrane
Molecular function (GO): fucosyltransferase activity
Source: RefSeq, a predicted model, not a curated record
AGUGUGCAACUUUUUCCUCUUUCUCAUCAGUCAAAUUCCUAUAAUGUAAUUCUCUAAAAGCCAUUGAUUCGCUUGUGUUUAUGGGUGUUUUCUCCAAUCCCCGAGGACCUCAAAUUGGAUCAAUCCACGAAGGAUCGCCUGUAGCCAAUGGCUCUCCUUCGUCUCCUUCCUCUUUCAAGCGAAAAGUUUCAAGCUUGUUGCCAAUCUGCGUGGCUCUUGUUGUCCUCAUCGAGAUUGGGUUUCUGGGUCGGCUCGAUAAUGCUGCUUUGGUCGAUACGUUGACGGAUUUUCUCACCAAGUCGCCUUCGGGAUCGCUGUCUCCGAUCAGGCCAUCCGAUUUGAAGGUUGGCUCGGGAAUGGAGAGAUGCGAGGAGUGGUUAGAGAGAGAGGAUUCAGUGAGUGACUCUUAGGAUUUCAGUGAAGAUCCGAUUUUCAUCUCCGGUGGUGGCAAGGACUUUGAAUCGUGGUCGAUUGAUUGCGCAAUUGGAGUGAGUUCAGAUAAGAAACCCGAUGCAGCUUUUGGAUUAGGUCAUCAACCUGGAACACUCAGUAUAAUCCGUUCCAUGGAAUCAUCAAAAUACUACCAAGAGAACGAUCUUGCUCAGGCAAGACGGAGGGGUCAUGAUAUUGUGAUGACAACUAGUCUGUCAUCAGAUGUUCCCGUUGGGUACUUUUCAUGGGCGGAAUAUGAUAUGAUGGCUCCUUUGCAACCAAAGACCGAGAAAGCUCUCGCUGCUGCUUUUAUUUCCAACUGUGGGGCUUGCAAUUUCAGGCUGCAAGCUCUUGACUUCAGCCUUAAUAAAGGCGAAUGUUAUGGCGGCUGUUAUCGGAACCGGGAUGGGAGAGUGGAGAAGGUUGAAGCUCUUUGGCACUACAAAUUCAGUCUAGCUUUUGAGAACACCAACGAGGAGGAUUACGUCACCGAGAAGUUCUUCCAAUCUCUCGUCGCCGGCAGAUGUGAUGAGGCCAUCGAGCCAUCACCUGACCCAAAGGUCGUUCCCGAGCUCAAAGAAGCACCAAUGACCCGUUCCAAGGCAAGGAGGCUUAGGGAAGGGUUCAACUUGGCCGUGGAAUCAUUACUAAGUACCAUGGAGCUUGGAGAUGCAUUCAAAACCGAGCCUCAAGAACAAUACACGCGAGACAGCCCCAAAGGACCCGACUUAGACAUAAUGGAGGGUUUCGCGCGUCUGAGCCUCAAAGAAAGCCGGCCUCAACUAGAAUCAGGUAUACAUGUUUACUUGGCAGGAAAUGGAGCACAGAACACCAAGAAUCUCGAAGAGGCCGCAUCGGACCCUCAAGAUACAACCGUUCCAAGACUCGGAGCCGCUAGCGAGCCAACAAGACCCAAGGAGGAACAUGAAGAGGGACGCAUGAAGAUACUUGAAGAACUCGCAGGACACGACGUGGACAGGACCCUAGAUGAACUAAACAUCAAGACUAACGAAGGAAAUCUCAAGGCUAACGAGCGAAUCAACGAGAUAACAAGCAAGCCCACAGCCGGCCGCAAUCAGGUAUUUUCCAUUUAUACGAUUUGUGCAGGUAACAUGGGAGUAUCCUAGUGGUGUCUAACACCCUAGAUGGCAUCAGAGGUGCACGGAACAAGUCCAGAAAAGGUUGCACACGAUUAGUUUCUUUUCCUUUUUAUUUUUAAGUGAACUUUCCAUUUUUGUGUCCAAAUGAGACGCUUUGCCAUUUUGCUUUAUUUUUUUUUUUUACAAGUCUUGUUGUUUUGAGUCCUUAGUGUCGUUUUUUUUUCAUUGAGUCGAACCCUAGAAGGUUCAAAGCUGAUGGACUAUUUAUAAAGUCCCACAUGCAGCUCUUGUACUUCAACCCUUUUCCCGAUAUCAAUAAAAUAACGCCGUUUUCUUA